AUGACUCUUCCCAGGGCCAGCUCAGCCAACAGAGGGCCAGAAGAGACCCAGGGGGCCAGAGGAGAACGGGUGGCACUGGUCAACAUGGAACUUCUUGGGUUGCCUAACAUUGGCAACACUUGCUUCCUUAACGCCACCCUACAGUGCCUCCUGGUCCUGCCAUCCUUCUCAAAGGAAAUCCUGCACCAGGAACAACUCUGGAGCUCCUCCCCCUUCUCCAACCUGCUCAGGACUCUGUCUGAUGUGCACCGUUCGGGUCGACCUGACAGUGUGGCAAACCAGGCCUCAAAAGCAGACCUCAUGUGGAAGGUCAAGUACUCCUUGUCGGGAUACGAUUUGAAGUAUCUGGGGGACACGCAACAGGACGCACACGAGUUACUUGUCGAUAUGCUGUGCCAGCUGAAGGAGGAGGGCAUGAUUCUGAAGACACUCGGGAUGAACUAUACCUGCCCUGUUUCCCAGCUGGAGUUCCAACUUGUGUCGGUGCGCACAUGUACCAGCUGUGGGCGCGAGUCGUCUACCAGAGAGGACUACAACCACCUCUCAUUGGACUUCAGCCCUGAGCGCACCUUGCUGAGCAGCCUGGCACUCACUUUCAAAAGUGAAAAGGUUGAAUUCACAUGUGAGGGCUGUAAAGGCCUCCACGCCUCAAAGGUGGAGCAGUUCCACACACUGCCUCUGUGAGUUGUCCCUUUAUAACCUCUCAUAGUACUAGCAGUGUUUAAUGUCCUGGGCCUUUAGGAGUAGUUACCUUCCUGAGCAGGUUGUAGGACUUAGAGGUGAGCACCGCCAAACAAAUUUCACUCAUCUGUUAUUUUGUUGACUGGUUUCAUUGUCUGUCUGUUCAU
Oncorhynchus masou masou (cherry salmon) is the source of this 848-nucleotide messenger RNA. RefSeq names its product ubiquitin carboxyl-terminal hydrolase 37-like. Gene Ontology annotation, cellular component: cytosol; nucleus. The record is from RefSeq and is a predicted model, not a curated record. Bases 1 to 684 code for a protein of 227 amino acids. Gene Ontology annotation, biological process: G1/S transition of mitotic cell cycle; protein deubiquitination. Lineage: Eukaryota; Metazoa; Chordata; Actinopteri; Salmoniformes; Salmonidae. The transcript has 6 exons. Gene Ontology annotation, molecular function: cysteine-type deubiquitinase activity.